AUGACCACCAAGUCUCUAGCGGUCGGCGAAAGACUUCACCACCUGAAAAUUGUUUUCAGCAACAGUUUCGUGUAUGCUCAAGUGCUGCGUCGGACGGACAAUCAUAUCGUGGCAACGGCGAGCACAGUCGAAAAGGCGCUGAAGGUCACGCUGAAGCAUACCGCGGACAAGACUGCCGCCUCGGUUAUUGGGAAAGUUAUCGCGGAGAGGUCCAACGCCGUGAAUGUAAACGCUGUCUACUUUCCGAAGCCAGAAGGAAAACGUUUUCACGGCAAGCUAAAAGUGCUCGUAGACACGCUGCGAGGUUCAGGGUUGUCCCUCAAUUUCAGCACGCGAGCCCAUUGUUUUCCCACGGCAACGCGAUGAUGUAUACGUGCUCACUUUUCGGGCUUGAGUUCAGAGAUAGAAUAAAAAUAGCAGACACGAGGUGAGUGUCUUGGGCGAACAGCUUCACCUCACGGGCAAGCAAGAACAAUUUAGAUGAAAAUCAUUUCCUUCGAAUAUGCCAUCAAAAAGAAGUAAAAGUG
Molecule: messenger RNA, 527 nt
Organism: Micromonas pusilla CCMP1545
Lineage: Eukaryota; Viridiplantae; Chlorophyta; Mamiellophyceae; Mamiellales; Mamiellaceae
Gene: RPL18
Product: ribosomal protein L18
Exons: 2
Coding region: 1-366 (121 amino acids)
Biological process (GO): translation
Cellular component (GO): ribosome
Molecular function (GO): 5S rRNA binding; structural constituent of ribosome
Source: RefSeq, a predicted model, not a curated record